GAAUUUGGUCUGUUGCCGCUAAUUUUGAGACAGUAGAAGUUCAGCUUCACUAUUUGCUUUGUGUUGUUUUUGCGUUUGUUUCCAGUCUCCAGUUGAGAAGAUAUCGCUGAAAAGCUUCCUGUCUGAGGAACACACCUGCUUCGCUUUUAAGAUGCACGUGAUUAAACGAGAUGGGCGCCGUGAGGCAGUUAGUUUUGAUAAAAUCACGUCUCGCAUCCAGAAGCUCUGCUACGGACUUAACGCUGACUUUGUGGACCCUGCCCAGAUCACCAUGAAGGUGAUCCAGGGGCUGUACAGUGGGGUCUCCACUGUGGAGCUGGACACACUGGCUGCAGAGACCGCCGCUACGCUCACCACCAAACAUCCGGACUAUGCCAUCCUGGCUGCACGGAUCGCUGUGUCCAACCUGCAUAAAGAGACCAAGAAAGUAUUCAGUGAUGUGAUGGAAGACUUGUACAACUAUGUCAACCCCUUAAACAAACGCCACUCACCUAUGAUCUGCAAGGAGACGCUUGACAUCGUUCUGGAAAACAAAGCUCGCCUCAACUCAGCCAUCAUUUACGACAGAGACUUUUCUUACAACUUCUUCGGCUUUAAGACUCUUGAGCGGUCAUAUUUAUUGAAGAUCAAUGGCAAAGUUUCUGAGAGACCCCAGCACAUGCUGAUGAGGGUAUCGGUUGGGAUUCAUAAAAAAGACAUCGAUGCAGCUAUUGAGACUUACAAUUUGCUGUCAGAGAAGUGGUUCACCCACGCCUCCCCCACCCUGUUCAAUGCAGGCACUAACAGACCGCAGCUGUCCAGUUGUUUUUUGCUGUCCAUGAAGGAUGACAGCAUCGAGGGCAUUUAUGACACACUGAAGCAGUGUGCGCUCAUCUCCAAAUCAGCUGGAGGCAUUGGAGUAGCAGUCAGCUGCAUCAGAGCCACAGGAAGCUACAUUGCUGGGACUAAUGGCACCUCCAAUGGACUGGUUCCUAUGCUGCGAGUGUACAACAACACGGCACGUUAUGUGGAUCAAGGCGGCAACAAGAGGCCCGGGGCGUUCGCUAUGUACCUGGAGCCGUGGCAUUCAGACGUGUUUGAAUUUCUGGACCUGAAGAAGAACACCGGGAAAGAAGAACAGAGGGCCAGAGAUCUGUUCUUCGCCUUGUGGAUCCCAGACCUCUUUAUGAAAAGAGUGGAAAGCAAUCAGGACUGGUCUCUGAUGUGUCCGAACGAAUGUCCAGGCUUAGAUGAGUGCUGGGGGGAGGAGUUCGAGGAGCUUUACACUCGGUAUGAGAAGGAGGGCAGGACCAGGCGGGUGGUGAAGGCUCAGCAGCUGUGGUACGCCAUCAUCGAGUCGCAGACAGAAACYGGGACGCCUUACAUGCUCUACAAGGACGCCUGCAACAGGAAGAGCAACCAGCAAAACCUGGGCACCAUCAAAUCCAGCAACCUGUGCACGGAGAUCGUAGAGUACACAAGUGAUGAUGAGAUUGCAGUGUGUAACCUGGCAUCCAUUGCACUCAACAUGUACGUCACCUCAGAAAAGACCUUUGACUUCAAAAAGCUUGCAUCUGUCACCAAAGUUAUCGUCAAGAACCUCAACAAGAUUAUUGACAUCAAUUACUACCCAGUACCGGAGGCUGAAAARUCGAACAAGCGCCACCGGCCAAUCGGAAUCGGUGUCCAGGGUCUGGCYGACGCAUUUAUCCUCAUGCGUUAUCCGUUUGAAAGCCCAGAGGCCCAGCUGCUCAACAUUCAGAUCUUUGAGACCAUCUACCACGCUGCUCUGGAGGCCAGCUGUGAACUGGCAGCGGAGGUCGGCGCCUACGAAACCUACGCCGGCUGUCCCGUCAGCAAGGGAAUCCUUCAGUACGACAUGUGGGGUAAAACCCCGACAGACUUGUGGGACUGGGAGGCACUGAAGGAGAAAAUUGCCAAGCACGGUGUGAGGAACAGCCUGCUGUUGGCCCCGAUGCCCACGGCCUCCACGGCUCAGAUCCUGGGCAACAACGAGUCGAUCGAGGCGUACACGAGCAACAUCUACACUCGCAGGGUGCUCUCAGGAGAGUUCCAGAUAGUGAAUCCUCACCUGCUGAAGGACCUGACAGAGAGAGGACUGUGGAACGAGGAGAUGAAGAAUCAGCUGAUUGCUCAGAACGGCUCCAUCCAGGACAUUAAAGAGAUCCCCGUUGAUCUGAAGCAGCUGUAUAAAACCGUGUGGGAAAUCUCUCAGAAAACCGUCCUGAAGAUGGCAGCAGAUCGUGGCGCCUACAUCGACCAGAGCCAGUCUCUGAAYAUUCACAUCGCCGAGCCCAAUUACGGCAAACUCAGCAGCAUGCACUUCUACGGCUGGAAGUUGGGCCUGAAAACCGGCAUGUACUACCUGCGGACGAAGCCUGCAGCCAACCCCAUCCAGUUCACUCUGAACAAGGAGAAGCUGAAGGAGAGCCCGAUGGUGAAGAGUGAGGAAGAGGAGGCCAGGGAGCGCAACACGGCAGCCAUGGUCUGCUCUUUAACCAACAGAGAAGAAUGCCUGGCCUGUGGCUCCUAACCUGUGACGAUUAAAGGAAAUAGUUUCUACGAUAACAACAUGGUGCUUGUUUUGUAAAGGAAUUUUUAAACUUUGUUCUUUUAUAUAUCACAUUUUUUUAAUGAACAAAUCUUUGCAGUCUGUUAUUUAAUGUUUAUAGAACUCUUCAUCUUGACUCGUUUUGUACAGAAUUAACAAGUUUUCAUGAAUUUAUCUUUUGAUUUGUUAUCACAGUUUUGUAACUUGUGUUGUUUUAAUGAAUUUUAUGUCUUAAAUGUGUUAAAAUUCAACACGACAUCAAGAAUCUCUAAAUAUUCUGAAGAUUCAUCGUGUUAAUGAUAAAUUAUACCUCAGUAUCAGUUUUGUGUUCUUUAAGCUUGCAUUUGUGUUAAUUGUGCAAAAGUUAGCUACUUUAUCAGCCGAUGAAGAAAAACAACACAGGAGUGGGGAAAGAAACCAGUUUAUGCUCUUAAUGUUUUGUAUUUCUUUGGAUGUUUUUUGUUUUUUUACUGGAAGCACGUGGCAGAAAAA
This is a messenger RNA of Austrofundulus limnaeus, 3043 nucleotides long. Its product is annotated as ribonucleoside-diphosphate reductase large subunit. Gene Ontology annotation, cellular component: ribonucleoside-diphosphate reductase complex. Gene Ontology annotation, molecular function: ribonucleoside-diphosphate reductase activity, thioredoxin disulfide as acceptor; ATP binding. The record is from RefSeq and is a predicted model, not a curated record. NCBI's taxonomy places the organism in Eukaryota, Metazoa, Chordata, Actinopteri, Cyprinodontiformes, Rivulidae. Bases 152 to 2533 code for a protein of 793 amino acids. Gene Ontology annotation, biological process: deoxyribonucleotide biosynthetic process. The transcript has 19 exons.